AUGGCCCAAGAAUGGCUGUUUUCGCAAGAUGUCUCUAUUCCUUGGGUUUUGAUGCGCGUGCUAGCGCUUGAGGGCUUAGGGGUCUGCGCAAAAGAAGUCUUCUCGGGAAAUGUUGAGAAGAUAUUCACGAGCAUGAGCUCUAUCGAAUGGCCUGUUCUCCUUAUCUCAUCUUUGGUCCUUUGUUGUCAACACGGAAGUCUAUUCGUGGUGGUAUCUAAAUUACCCUCAACACGGGCGAUCAUCUUCACUCGAUUCUCCGCAACCUGGAUCUAUACGCUAACAAGCCCUUCAUCAGUUCAGUUCGUCUAUUCUACAGCCGUUGUCCUUGCUGUGGGGAUCUCAUUUGCUUCUGACGCAAAGUUCUCGAUUGACAAUGUUCGGGGGACCCUCCCUGGCUACUUGGCGCUCAUGCUUCAUGCUAUAUCGGCCUCAGGUCUACAGUAUUUGCACAACAACUUCACAACCAAACGAGGCUCGACAUUUGCUCCAACUGUCUUGGGUGCUUCUGUUAUCUGCCUUGUCUUGUAUUCGACGCGAGAGCUGGUGGUCACUGUCACACCCACGCCAAUCGUCCCACUAUUGUCUCUCACAAUCAUACCUCUUCUGUCAUAUACCUCAUUGCCAACACGAAAACUUUCUGAUACUUCUAGUGGAUCGCCCGAGUAUUUCCUCGCCUCAUAUACAUCGACAUGUCUCCUGACCGUGGUCUUUGGAGUUCUAUUAUUCUCACAAUCCCCCACUUUGGUUGAUUAUCUGGUCGGCGGGUUAAUGCUCUAUGGAAUCUUCCCUCGCAAGUCGCAGCCCAUAGACGGAAUCGUUCCAACCCCCACUUCUCGUGUCAUACGCUCAUAUAUGAAGGCGAUCAUGGAGAAUGCAGAGUCGAGGAAAAUAUUCUACUUUCUCAUGCUCAAUCUUUCCUAUAUGCUUGUCCAAAUGGUGUAUGGGAUAUGGACUAAUAGCUUGGGCUUAAUAUCUGACGCUAUCCACAUGGGAUUCGACUGUAUGGCUAUUGGAGUUGGACUUCUGGCAUCCGUUAUGGCUACAUGGCCUCCUAAUGAGCAAUUCACAUAUGGCUAUGCGCGGAUCGAGACCUUGUCUGGCUUUGCAAACGGCAUCUUCCUCAUCUUGAUCUCGAUCUUCAUUAUCUUCGAGGCCAUUCAACGUCUCCUUGAUCCUCCUCCCAUGAACACGAACCAGCUCUUGCUAGUCAGCAGCUUGGGCUUGUGCGUUAAUCUGUUCGGAAUGUUUGCUAUGGGUGGCCAUCAUCAUGGGCAUGGACAUGAUCACUCGCAUGAUCACGGGCAUGAUCACAGAAUUUCUCAUUCCGACCACAAGAGUCAAUCUCAUGAUCACUCUCAUCCUCAUCGCCAUGAACAAAGUGAUAGUGGUCAUUUCCAUCAUCACGACCACGAUCAUGACCAUGGCCACGAGCAGGACCACGAUUAUGAACAUUCGCACUCGCGUAGCUCCAUCGAGGACUCGAGCAGAAGUUGCAUAAUAGAGGAACAUUCCGCUGAUGAUUAUGUGCAUCAUUCUCACCAUACAAAACGGCAUUCAAGGGGGUCAUCUUUACGAAUCGACGCCGAUAAGAGCAACCUCAUAGGCGUAGACCGUCCUAUUAUGUUGGCUCGAUUAAGCGAUGCGCCAGACUCGAUUCUGUCACCAAUAACUCCGAGUUAUCGCUUUGGCCAUGAUGAGCACUUCGCAGCUCACCAUCAGUCCCACCACAUGCCAAACCUUCACGAUCACUCGCAUACGCACGCCCAUCCUCAUGAGGGUCAUAGUCACAAUAUGCGUGGCGUAUUCUUACAUGUCAUGGCGGAUACACUGGGGUCUGUUGGAGUUAUUGUGUCGACACUCUUGAUACAGCUCUACGGCUGGACCGGAUUCGAUCCCAUAGCGUCGCUGUUCAUUGCUGUUCUCAUCGCUGCCAGCGUCAUUCCUCUUGUGAUUGAUACAGGAAAGGUCCUCUCCUUGGAUGUCUCUAACCGCGAUAUCGAUAUUCAAGGAGCUUUGGCAGAUCUUUCGUCCGUUGAGGGCCUCUCAUCGUACAGCUCCCCCCAUUUUUGGCCGAAAGACGCCUCUAGUCUUAUUGGAUCAAUUCAUGUCCAGUUCUCCCCCCCAUCAUUCAGCUCAUCGGGUAGCUAUGCCCACACCAAACUGGACCGAGUAGUUGAGCGCGUAGACGCCUUGCUGCGAAGCAAGGUACAUGGAUUGGACGAAUUAACUAUUCAAGUUGAUGAAGCAGAAUCAAGGCUUUGA
This is a messenger RNA of Heterobasidion irregulare TC 32-1, 2262 nucleotides long. RefSeq names its product zinc transporter. The coding region runs from base 1 to 2262 and encodes 753 amino acids. Gene Ontology annotation, molecular function: zinc ion transmembrane transporter activity. NCBI's taxonomy places the organism in Eukaryota, Fungi, Basidiomycota, Agaricomycetes, Russulales, Bondarzewiaceae. Gene Ontology annotation, biological process: intracellular zinc ion homeostasis; zinc ion transport; transmembrane transport. Gene Ontology annotation, cellular component: membrane; Golgi apparatus. The record is from RefSeq and is a predicted model, not a curated record. The transcript is spliced from 13 exons.